Molecule: messenger RNA, 861 nt
Organism: Sesamum indicum (sesame)
Lineage: Eukaryota; Viridiplantae; Streptophyta; Magnoliopsida; Lamiales; Pedaliaceae
Product: transcription factor bHLH25
Biological process (GO): regulation of DNA-templated transcription
Cellular component (GO): nucleus
Molecular function (GO): sequence-specific DNA binding; DNA-binding transcription factor activity; protein dimerization activity
Source: RefSeq, a predicted model, not a curated record
UCUAACGAACUGCUUGUAGCAAAUAUUCUAACAGCUUUCUUGCUGCGAAAACGACCCCAAACAGCAAACCCCUCUAUCUCUCUCUCUCACACACACAUACAUAAAGCGAAAUUUGAGUACCCGGGAAAUUUUGUAUAUAAUUAAAUGUGAGUGUUGAAAUGAGUGAGAGAGGAAAAGGGGAGUGUGGAGAGCAAGAAACUGAAGAAGAGGAGAUAAGAAGAUUGCUUUUGGGCAUUAUGGAGGGAUAUAAUGACAAUGUAAUCCCAUCACUAUCUUAUUUUUCUCCUUUUCCUGGAAUCUCUAUUGCUGAAAAGGGUUCAAGCUCAAGAAAAAGAGAGAAAGAUGAAAUUUCAUGGGUUCAGAGUUUGAUCAAGGAACGAAAAAGAAGGGAGCAAAUGAGUGAGAAAUUCUCUCUUCUUCAAUCCCUGGUGCCUACUCUUGUCAAGACCUUCAAGCCCCCAAAAGAGAAGAUUAUAGGGGACACCGUGAACUACAUAAAGUACCUCAAACAAGAGACUGCGAGAUUGGAGGGUCUAAAGAAAUCCCGGUGCAAAGAGCCGACAGUGGCAAAACCUGGUUUAUUCAAAUGUACAGAUGAGAACACCUCUGUGAAAGUUGCAGUCUCGAAUGGUGCUACAUUCCUUGCCGUUCAACUUCCCUUUAGACGUGGUUUAGUGCCGGAGAUUGUGAGGGUGUUUGAAAAGCAUCGGGCUGAGGUUUUGGAGGCAAGAAUAUGUGUUAAUGAACAGCAGCUGUUGACAUUCACAGCCACAAUAAUUCUUGCAAGUGAUGGAGAUAGUUCAAUUGACAAGAUACGGGACGAAAUAUUAACAUUAUAGAUACUAUAUAUGGAUUUAUAGA